Sphaeramia orbicularis (orbiculate cardinalfish) is the source of this 963-nucleotide messenger RNA. Its product is annotated as trace amine-associated receptor 1-like. The coding region runs from base 1 to 963 and encodes 320 amino acids. The record is from RefSeq and is a predicted model, not a curated record. Gene Ontology annotation, biological process: G protein-coupled receptor signaling pathway; cell surface receptor signaling pathway. The transcript has a single exon. Gene Ontology annotation, molecular function: trace-amine receptor activity. Gene Ontology annotation, cellular component: membrane. Lineage: Eukaryota; Metazoa; Chordata; Actinopteri; Kurtiformes; Apogonidae.
AUGGAUCAUGCAGUGAGUGUGAACAGGACUGAUGUGACUGACAUGCAUCCCUGUUAUGAAAUGGAUCAUUUCAAUUACAAAUGGGCAAGCAGUCCUUCCAUCACAUGUGUGAUGUUGAAUGUUUUCCUUGCAAUACUGGCUAUUGUUACUGUAUGUGGGAACCUUCUUGUAAUAAUCUCAGUCAUUUAUUUCAAACAGCUCCAUACUCCUCCAAACUACCUUAUUCUGUCUCUGGCUGUGGCUGAUCUACUUGUUGGAGUUACAGUCUUUCCUCUCAGCAUGGCAUUCUCUGUUAGCUCAUGUCUGCAUCAUGGACACUUAUUUUGCAAAGUCCGGGGAAGCUUUGAUAUUUCACUGAGCACAUGUUCUAUUCUAAACCUAUGCUGUAUUUCUAUUGACAGAUAUUAUGCAGUGUGUCAGCCUCUGAUAUAUAGAACUAAAAUAAAUGACCAUGUUGUUACGAUUUUGAUUCUGGUGAGUUGGGCUCUUUCGGUUUUAAUUGGAAUAGGUUUAAUUAUUGCUAGAUUAAACAAUGGAAAAUGUGAAAAGAGGUGCUUAGUUGAUGACAUUAUGGCAAAUACAGUUGGACCUGUUUUAUCAUUUUAUCUUCCAGUGAUCAUAAUGCUUUGUAUCUACUUUAAGAUUUUUGUUGUUGCUCUAAAACAGGUUCGAAGCAUCCAGAACACAAAGUCUGGAGGAACUUCCAGUAAGAUGGAGAGAAAAGCAACUAAGACUUUGGCAGUUGUCUUAGGAGUUUUUCUUGUCUGUUGGACUCCUUUUUUUCUGACUAAAAACACAACCCCAGUUCCUGUGAUUGAAGCACUUAACUGGCUCACAUUGUCAAAUUCAAUGCUCAAUCCAUUUAUUUAUGCUUUCUUUUACAGCUGGUUCAGAUCAGCUUUCAGAAUGCUAAUCUCUGGAAAAAUAUUUCAAGGUAAUUUUGCUAACUCUAAACUGCUUUGA